This is a messenger RNA of Symbiodinium sp. CCMP2456, 1596 nucleotides long. NCBI's taxonomy places the organism in Eukaryota, Dinophyceae, Suessiales, Symbiodiniaceae. The record is from the annotation of a GenBank genome assembly.
AUGGCCUCGGGAACAAGCUCCAGGAAGCGACCGCUUGAGGAGGAUGCCGACCUUCGCGAGAUGGUGGUCAGUCAAAUCGAGGCUGCGUUGUCCGAGUCGCGGCCAAGCAACAAGUACAUCAUUGUUUCGCAUCCCUCCAUGAAUCAUAUCAAGGACGCGCUCGUCAAGCUCGCCCCGCAGUCUUACUCCGAGGUGAAAGUCGACUGGCGUGAGUUCGAGUCUGGCAUGCCCAACAUCUUCAUCGAGGAGGUUCACAGACUGCUGCCUGCCCACGUGCUGCUCCUCCUGAACAUGCGACGCAAAGAGAUCCUCUUGGACCAGCUCUCGCUGCUGUAUGCCAUUCCAAGAUAUGGCUGUAGGUCCCUGACGGUGCUGCUGCCUUUCUUCCCCACAGGGACCAUGGAGCGCGUAGAUCGAGAAGGGGAGGUGGCCACUGCCUCCACACUUUCUCGGAUGAUCUCAGCUGUGCCCAUGACUCCCGGUGGACCUGCUCGCUUCUUGAUCUUCGACAUUCACGCCCUGCAAAUCAGGUUUUACUUUCAAGACAGCAUCCUUCCAGUUCUGCUCUCCGCGAUGCCUUUGCUGCUGAACCUGCUGAAGACACGACGGCAUUCAGAGAGUGGUGUGGAGGCUGUUGCGGUGGCCUUCCCAGACGAGGGAGCCAAAAAGCGCUUCGGCGGAUUCUUUGAAAAGGCGUGCAUGGUGAGCUUGGGAGCCAUCUUCGUAGCCUGCUUGAGCUAUGCUGCAAUGCGCCCCAUUUCUGCAAGUACGUCUGUCUGGGUCAUAAUAACCUCCAGACGGGACGGAUUCAAGCGGCGAGUUGCAGCAAGAGAGCUUUGGCAAGAUGCCAGCUGCGACCAGUGCAAAGUGAGCUUUCAGUUCGUUGUCUGCAAAGAGCCGCAGCUCUCGCCCAGCGAAGCUGCACAGCUCGAUGCCGAAGUCAAGUCCUUCGGAGACGUGCAGCUUCUGGAUUGCGAGGAAGGCUACGACAAGGGCAGGCUGGUCCAGAAGGUCGCGGCCGGCAUGAGGGACUUCCUUUCGCGAUCCUCCUCGGACUACUUCAUGAAGGUCGACGACGAUGCCUUCGUGGCCUGGAGCCGCCUAUGCCCGAGGCUGCACCAAAUUUCUCCCAAGAGCCAUGCCUAUGCUGGGGUUCCAGAUAUGGUGAACAGGACCGACUGGUGGUUCAACAACACCGAGAGUCCUAACUACGAUCCGUGGGAGAACUGGCCAUUUCCUUUCUAUCCUUUUCACAUGGCAGGCGGGCCCGGGUAUGUGAUUGGGUCCGAACUUCUUCGAGCUGUCGCAGAAAGAUUUAUGAGGCCCCCUCUGUCCUGGAACGAGGACAAGGCAGUGGGUAUUGCGGUUCACAGAGCUAACUGGAGUGGCCUACCAGUGAGUUACCAUUACCUUCACAUGGAUGAUGGUGAAUCCGAUGGCUUGCCGUUCACCGGCAAUUGGAGCGACUACCCGUUCUUAUCACAGCAUCAGUUGAGCGGUGAGUCGAUACGCUGCUUACACCGAGUCGAGAAGGAAGGCGGCCGCGUGGAUGCUUGCUACGUUCACACUCCCUGGUUGCGUGAGCUGCUCCGAUAG